AUGCCACUCACGAACAUCCCUACGUAUAAUGAAGAAAAAACCAAAAACUGGUUUCUGCAGUUGGAAGCCAUUUUCUCAGUAUGGAGAAUAACGUCACAGCAAUCAAAAUUCGCCAACGUAGUAAAAGUUUUGCCACCUUCAGUGGUCGACGAAGUAGCUGACAUUUUAGAACAUAUACCCAAGCAGGAGCCAUAUACUCGGCUUAAGGAUGCGAUAUUAAAACGAACUGGCCGUUUGGACGAGGAUCUGCUCUGGGAACUUUUCACCCACAUCACCAGGGGUGAGAGAACACCCUCACAGCUCCUACGCUGUAUGAGGAGCCGACUAGAAAAACAUUCGAUGGCUGAAUUGAUCUUGCGUGAACUGUGGAUGGACAAGCUGCCCACCACAAUAAUGCAGAUAUUGGCGCCAAUUGCUGACAAUACACCACUAGACCAGUUAGCAGACUCCAUCGACCACAUCACAACAAAACUGGACCAAAGAGUGUGUGGCCAUGUCGUGCAGUGCCCAGACGACACACCAGCCAAAGACAAAGAUCUGGAAAAGGCAGUAGCUGACCUGCAACAUCAGCUGCAGGAGAUACGAAUGCUCUUGUCCUGCAAAUCAAGAGGCCCGAGGCCAGCGAUGGAGAGUACAGAGUACCAGCAGGGAUAG
Acanthosepion pharaonis is the source of this 654-nucleotide messenger RNA. The record is from the annotation of a GenBank genome assembly. Lineage: Eukaryota; Metazoa; Mollusca; Cephalopoda; Sepiida; Sepiidae.